Messenger RNA from Knipowitschia caucasica, 705 nucleotides. Lineage: Eukaryota; Metazoa; Chordata; Actinopteri; Gobiiformes; Gobiidae. The record is from the annotation of a GenBank genome assembly.
AUGAAUCGCUCCGCCCUCGUGCACUGUGUUAUUGUGUACAAAUAUAUAAACUUAGAGAAGACCUGGGAUGAUGCUCGUCAGUACUGCAGGGAGCACCACAAGGACCUGGCCACGGUGGAAAACACAGAAGAAGUGAAGAAGUUACCGAUACCUUCUGGACACACCGCCUGGAUCGGACUGUUUGAGGACCCCGCCUCCUGGAAGCAGAUGACCUCUGAGUCCAACUCCUGGAGAUGGUCUUCCAUUGGGACCACCAGCCCGGGACAGUACCAGAACUGGUACCCUGGUGACCCCCAGAACGCCGUCCAACCAUCGGGCCUUAAAGAGUACUUCCUGAUCGAAAUUGGGAAGACCAGGUCUGACUCCCAGUCCUACUGCAGACAGAAGUAUCAGGACCUGGCCACGAUCCAGACUCCUUCUGAAAACCAGGCAGUGAAGGAUCUUCUCCCCUCCUCAACAUCCAUAGUCUGGAUCGGCCUGUACCGGGUCUCCUGGAGGUGGUCCGACGGCAGCCCCAGUACCUUCAGGAGUUGGUCACCAGCAAAUCCAAAUGCGAUUUCAAGGACUCAGAUUAAGAUCACGCUCAGGACGACAGCGAACAUGUCCGAGAAGGAGAUCAUCGACACCUUUUUACAAGCACUCGGAGACGGCCUCGGCCUGGGGUUCUCAGUGAGGUGGCACCGUCUGCCCACAAGAAGCAAGUGA